Molecule: messenger RNA, 4172 nt
Organism: Thunnus maccoyii (southern bluefin tuna)
Lineage: Eukaryota; Metazoa; Chordata; Actinopteri; Scombriformes; Scombridae
Product: serine/threonine-protein phosphatase 2A 55 kDa regulatory subunit B gamma isoform
Exons: 13
Coding region: 996-2354 (452 amino acids)
Biological process (GO): peptidyl-serine dephosphorylation
Cellular component (GO): cytosol; protein phosphatase type 2A complex
Molecular function (GO): protein phosphatase regulator activity; protein binding
Source: RefSeq, a predicted model, not a curated record
CCUCUGCUCAGCUUUUUUGGCUGAAUAUUAUUAUUUUGUAUUUUUUUCAGUCCACAGGUUUACUCUUUGGUUCAGAGUCUGAACACAUCAAUGUUUUUCUCCAAUAACAGCAUUUGUUUUCCAGCUCAGCCUCAAGUUAGUGACUAGCUAGCUGGUGAGAAAAAUCUGACACGUAAAAAACUGAAUACUGGAUAUUUUUCUUCUCCUGUGUUAGUGGAGCGAACAAGGUCAGUGAAUAUUGGACUUUGAUUAACCAGGUGUCCAGAAACACGAAGUUUCUGUUGAAUGGCAGCACCUUAUCUGUCAGGGACCAGCAGGUUGAGGUUGGUGGAUUCCUCUCUGAAGCUCUCACCUGUGACGAGCCACAAGGCAGUCGCACGACUCAGCAUCAUCUGGAGUCCCAAAGAGAGAAAGUGCAGCAGAGCGCACACUGCAGCAGAACGCAGGGCCAGUAGGAUUUUCCUCCUCAUACUACAACAGCCGAGAAACGAGAGAGAGACGGUUACUCGCUGAGGAGGGGGGAAAGACGUUAUUCAUGGAGGAUCCACCGAGGAGUACCUGACCCACAAGCUGCCGAGUGUGUAGGUUUACAUCUGGCUCAGAAGCAGUUGUGUGGACUCCCAUCACCCAUCCAUCCCUCCUUCGGGACCGGCCCACUCCCUCCCUAACUGCCCCUCAUCCUCAUCAAGGAUAGGAUGCCCGGCUCUGCGCCCCUGUGCUGAGGAGGCGUCAGCGGGCAGCAGUAUGGGCGCUGUGCUGGCCGGCAUCCCCACCACCCCCUCCACCACCGAUCUGCCACCACCACGCUGCCCCCCCAAGACGGGCGCUCCCCCCAGCCCCGCUGAUGGGCGAAGACACUGACGCCACCCCGACGCUCAACCACCGCGGCUUCCUCCCCGACCACAACUAUGUGACUGAAGGGCUGCUCCUGGCUAUAGCCUGAAGAGCUCCGCCCAUCCUGUCCACCCCUCUCCACCCUGGAGUCCUCCCCCAGGAUGUUGAGCCCCAUCCAGGUCCUGUGCUCCGACAUCACUACCCUUUCUCUGGAGCCCGAGCCGUUUGCCUCUUACACUGAAGCUGAUAUCAUCUCCACUGUUGAGUUCAACCACACAGGAGAGCUCCUGGCCACAGGGGACAAGGGGGGCCGAGUGGUCAUCUUUCAGAGGGAACCUGAGAGCAAGUCUGAGCCAUUCUCCCAGGGUGAAUACAAUGUCUACAGCACUUUCCAGAGCCAUGAGCCCGAGUUCGACUACCUUAAGAGUCUGGAGAUCGAGGAGAAGAUCAAUAAGAUCCGAUGGCUGCCUCAGCAGAACGCUGCACACUUCCUCCUCUCCACCAAUGAUAAGACCAUUAAGUUGUGGAAGGUGAGUGAAAGAGAUAAACGGCCGGAGGGAUACAACCUGAAGGAUGAGGAGGGUCGCAUCAAGGACAUCUCCACUGUCACCUCUCUACAGGUGCCGGUGUUGAAGCCGAUGGACCUGAUGGUGGAGGUGAGCCCGCGGCGAGUGUUUGCCAACGCCCACACCUACCACGUCAACUCCAUCUCCGUCAACUCUGACUACGAGACCUACAUGUCAGCUGACGACCUGAGGAUCAACCUCUGGCAUCUGGACAUCACCGACCGCAGCUUCAACAUUGUGGACAUCAAGCCUGCCAACAUGGAGGAUCUGACAGAGGUGAUCACAGCGGCUGAGUUUCACCCCCACCACUGUAACUUGUUUGUCUACAGCAGCAGCAAAGGCACCCUGCGCCUCUGUGACAUGCGGGAAUCAGCGCUGUGCGACAAACACUCCAAAUUGUUCGAGGAGCCCGAGGACCCCAGCGCUCGCUCCUUCUUCUCCGAGAUUAUCUCUUCGGUGUCGGAUGUCAAGUUCAGCCACAGCGGUCGCUACCUGCUCACCAGAGACUACCUGACUGCCAAAGUCUGGGACCUCAACAUGGAGAGCAAGCCCCUGGAGACAUACCAGGUUCAUGAUUACCUCCGCAGCAAGUUGUGCUCCCUUUACGAAAACGACUGCAUCUUUGACAAGUUUGAGUGUGCCUGGAACGGCUCGGACAGCGUGAUCAUGACCGGCGCCUACAACAACUUCUUCCGCAUGUUUGACCGGAACACCAAACGUGACGUGACCCUUGAAGCCUCCAGAGAAAGCAGCAAACCCCGAGCCGUCCUUAAACCGCGGAGGGUCUGCGCCGCCGGAGGAAAGCGCCGGAAGGACGACAUCAGUGUGGACAGUCUGGACUUCACCAAGAAGAUCCUCCACACAGCCUGGCACCCGACCGAGAACAUCAUCGCCAUCGCUGCCACCAACAACCUGUACAUCUUCCAAGACAAACUCAACUCUGAGAUGCAUUAAUGAACAGAUGUCGCCGGCGGAUACAUUACGAGUUUACACCUGAACACACAACUAUGCCAGAAUGUACACAUUCACAAACACACACUCUCUCUCACGCACCAGGAAUAUGCCUAAAGAGGCAGGAAGGCAAACACGCACGAUCUGAAAACAUACACACAUCUAGGUCUACUCACUGAUACUCUCCCUCACCUCCUCCCCAGCCUCCCAGAAACUGAAAAGACCUAGAGAGGGCUAGAACGGGAACAGGCUGGAUUACGCACUGGAUUAUAUGGAUUGCAAAAUUGUCCGAACUGUGGAUUUCUCGAUUGUUAACCUCUGGAUUGUGCUUGAUGGUGUGUCGAUUGCUCAGCUUCUGAGGGGGAUGAACCCCCCCCCCACCCCCCCUCCCUCCCACCUCAGACUGGAGAGACGUUUACAUGUUUGUCUUUAUUUUGGUUCUUCAGGCUCUUUUUCUUUCUCCACCUCCUCCUCCGCCUCCUCCUCUCUGUAUUUGGCCGUUUGUGUGCUCGAGCGAAGCCUAUUCUUAUCCCUAGCCCACUGUUUUGUGUAACAAAACCCUUCGUGUCUACCAGCAGCAGUGAUGAAAAAAUGGGGCAUUUAUGUAACUGGCUGUUUGUUUGAUUUCAGAUCAACUACCCCAGUUUUUGUUUUUGUAACUUCUUGUUAAAUGAUCUUAAUGAUGGUAAUUAUGAUGAUAAUGAUAAUUAUUGAUAUGUGUGAUGUGCGAGGAUGAACUCGGGACCCUCCCCUUAACCCAGCGCACCCAGACGACCUCUGAGCUCUCUCUCUCUCUCUCUGAUUCAGGACGAGACAAUGAACAACUGUUCAGUGAGGUAAAACAUCAACAGUCCUUUCAGAUAGAAGCAGAAUUUAAUAGCCAAAUAUGAGGAGACACACUCAUAUCUGCUCCACACAGUUUGUGUUUCAGUCUCAGUGUUGAAACAGGACCUCCAACUUCUCUGAUUGUGGAUUCUGCUUCUGGUCCGGGGGCCACGUCAUGUGCUACUUUGCCGUUAAAUACGACUCAAAUCAAGCAAAAAAAAAAAAAAAACUGUUAAAAAACAAACAAAACAAUUUCAACAAUCAAGCAAAAAGAUGCUGCAUGUCAAACACAUUUAGUCUAGGUGUUUAUAAAUUGACUGACUGACUGACUUGGCUGCCUUCUUAACCAUUUAGACCCAGCUGUACAAAGGCUUCAGGGGCCCCGGGAGGCCCCGUGCAGCACGAGUAACCAUAGAUGACCGAGCUCUCCUACCUUUAUUUGUGUCUUCGGGCACUGAAGCAUGUUUACCAGUGUUCGGUUCAUACACUUACAUGUACAUUUUGAAUGAAGCCGUCCAAGAAUCAGUUUCUACUCGGUGAAACUGAGAACCAAGAAGAAUGGGGAAUGUUUCUGAUUAAUGUUGUACUCUAAAAGAAAAAAGAACAAAAAAAAUCAAAGGGCCUAAAUGGUGUCUGUAUAUAUAAACUCUGUUUUUUGACAUGUAUGAGGUUUAGUUUUUUUUAAUCCAUAAACGGACUGUGGACUCGAUCAUCUGUAUCGAUGGUUGCCUCCAAAGCUACAGCAGAAUCUCUUCAGCCUUCCUCACUGAUUACUUUGCUGAUGUGCAGAAUCUUUUAUUUUUAGAGAACAGUUUAUUCUUUUAUUUGUCCUUUUUUUGAAAACGUGUCAGUUUUACUCCACCUCCUGACCAAACUAAUGUCGAUUCACAUAUUUUUGUGUUAAUGUAUGUUGAUGACAAAAUUGUCAAAUGGACAGUUAUAAAUAAUGUUAAUAUGUUUUUUUCUGAAUAAAGAUUUCAACGAAAUUGCAUCCAA